AAUGUUAAAAUUAAACAAUCUCUAAUGCUAAAGAAUGGAAAGUUAGAAAAAUUGAAGUAUGUUGGUCACGUGGUUGCUGCAGAAGUUCUACAGAAGUUUGUAUCAUCUAAGACGGCACGUAUUUCAGACGUUGCAAGUGGAACAGGUCUUGUUGGUGAACAGUUGAAGACACUUGGCUAUGAGACAAUUGAUGCAGUUGACUGUAGUACGGAAAUGAUAGAGAUUGCCCGAGCAAAAAACAUCUAUGAGAAUUUAUAUGUACAGUGGAUUGGAGGAGGAAAGAGACUUAGCUUUGAUGAUGAUACAUACGACGUCAUCGUCUGUGCGGGAGGCUUUUUCGGCAAUGGUUUGAAGAGUGACAGUUUUAAUGAAUUUGUUCGUGUAGUUAAACCAGGUGGAUUUAUAGUGAUUACAAUGCGGGCCAUGUGGUUGGACCUCGAGCCAAAUUACAACAAUGGAAAGCUAGAACGUGACAUGCAGCAACUAGAAAAAGAAGGCUUUUGGAAACUAAUGGAGAAAGACAUCAGAUAUAAAGGUGGUACUUGUGAAAGUAUUGUGACGUUUGUUCAUCGCGUGUGUUGAAUCGAAAGAUGUAGAUGUAGUCUAGCAGUGGCAAAGAAAUUUACCUGAUGAAGCUAGCUUAAACUAGUCAAAGAUUGAGUCUCAAUAAAUUUCGUUAGAAAUGUGCUACCGUACUUAUUUCAUUUGUUUUUCACGCUAUUGACUAAUACGGCUCCAACAUUUUUUAAUAAUAAUAAUCAUUUUUGCGGCACCUAUUUUCUCACGCAAAGCAUAUCAGUUAUAGUUUAAAUGUCAACAAACCUCUAUUUUUUACCAAAAAAUCAUGUCUUUAGCCCAAACAAGUGUAAAAAAAUUGGGGUUUUUUUACGUUCCAGAGAUUUUCUUGAAAAGCAUGUUGAUAAAAGUAUUCCAUUCUUAUCUGCAUAUUUGUGAAAUAAAGAGAAUGGCCAUAUAGAUUCUAAA
Molecule: messenger RNA, 984 nt
Organism: Anneissia japonica
Lineage: Eukaryota; Metazoa; Echinodermata; Crinoidea; Comatulida; Comatulidae
Product: ubiquinone/menaquinone biosynthesis C-methyltransferase UbiE-like
Exons: 5
Coding region: 25-582 (185 amino acids)
Source: RefSeq, a predicted model, not a curated record